Messenger RNA from Rangifer tarandus platyrhynchus (Svalbard reindeer), 822 nucleotides. NCBI's taxonomy places the organism in Eukaryota, Metazoa, Chordata, Mammalia, Artiodactyla, Cervidae. The record is from the annotation of a GenBank genome assembly.
AUGGCGACCACCGUCAGCACGCAGCGCGGGCCGGUGUACAUCGGAGAGCUGCCCCAGGACUUCCUGCGCAUCACGCCCACACAGCAGCAGCAGCAGAUCCAGCUGGACGCACAGGCCGCGCAGCAGCUGCAGUAUGGAGGGGCACUGGGCACCGUAGGCCGCCUCAGCGUCACCGUGGUGCAGGCCAAGCUGGCGAAGAACUAUGGCAUGACCCGCAUGGACCCCUACUGCCGCCUGCGCCUGGGCUACGCCGUGUACGAGACGCCCACGGCCCAUAAUGGCGCCAAGAACCCACGCUGGAACAAGGUCAUCCAGUGCACUGUGCCCCCGGGCGUGGACUCCUUCUACCUGGAGAUCUUCGAUGAGCGAGCCUUCUCCAUGGAUGACCGCAUCGCCUGGACACACGUGACGAUCCCCGAGGCUCUGAAGCAGGGCAAGGUGGUGGACGAGUGGUACAGCCUGAGCGGGCGGCAGGGCGACGACAAGGAGGGCAUGAUCAACCUGGUGCUGUCCUACACGUCGCUGCCGGCUGCCAUGAUGGUGCCACCUCAGCCUGUGGUCCUGAUGCCCACCGUGUACCAGCAGGGCGUGGGCUACGUGCCCAUCGCAGGGAUGCCUGCCGUGUGCAGCCCCGGCGUGGUGCCUGUGGCGCUGCCCCCGGCCGUGAGCGCCCAGCCCCGCUGCAGCGAGGAGGACCUGAAGGCCAUCCAGGACAUGUUUCCCAACAUGGACCGGGAGGUGAUCCGCUCCGUGCUGGAGGCCCAGCGGGGCAGCAAGGACGCAGCCAUCAACUCCCUGCUCCAGAUGGGCGAGGAGUCGUAG